Molecule: messenger RNA, 801 nt
Organism: Malaya genurostris
Lineage: Eukaryota; Metazoa; Arthropoda; Insecta; Diptera; Culicidae
Exons: 1
Coding region: 1-801 (266 amino acids)
Source: RefSeq, a predicted model, not a curated record
AUGGCGCAAGAAGCCAGUCUUGCUGACAUCUUAGCACAGCUCAGCAGAAUAAUGGAAAACCAACAGUUGGCGCAGAAAACUCUCCUUGAGCAGCUAGUACGGCCGAAGGACAAUGAAUUUCUGAUGGAAGCACUUUCAAACACCAUUACAGAAUUUUCCUACGAUCCCCAAAACGGAGUGGUUUUCGAUAAAUGGUACGCGCGGCAUGAGGAAGUUUUCACCAAGGGAGGAGAAAAACUGAAUGAUGCUGAAAAAGUGAGACUGUUACUGCAAAAGAUGAGUUCCGUAAACCACGAUAGAUACGUAAAUCUCAUUUUGCCAAAAACGUCGCGAGAAGUUCCUUUUGCAGAAACAGUUGCCACACUGAAGGAAAUGUUCGGGCAUCAAACAUCGGUUUUUUUUCGACGCUAUCAGUGUUUGCAGACAGCCAAACGAGUUGCAGAAGAUUUUGUCUCGUAUGCAAGUUCCGUCAAUCGAGCUUGUGAAGAUUUUAACAUCCGGGAAAUCACAGCGGACCAGUUUAAAUGUCUUGUGUUUGUGGCUGGACUUCAUUCUGAAAAGCAUAAGGACAUCCGGACACGAUUGCUUGCAAAAAUGGAAAACGAAUCGGAGACGGAUCCAAUGACACUCAAAAAGCUGUUACUGGAAUGCCAACACUUAGAUAAUCUCAAACACGACACAGCUGUUAUUGAGAAUCCAAAGAUGAACGUGAACGCAGUUUUCCGAGGUGAACAAUCCAAUUACACAAGAAAAUCGGGAAAAAUAGAUACACCAAAAGUAGCCCCACGACGUCCGUGCUGA